Molecule: messenger RNA, 570 nt
Organism: Didymella exigua CBS 183.55
Lineage: Eukaryota; Fungi; Ascomycota; Dothideomycetes; Pleosporales; Didymellaceae
Exons: 1
Source: RefSeq, a predicted model, not a curated record
UUCGACUUCGCGGCACUCCCCGCCGAGUUACGCACAACAAUAUAUGAGUUCGCACUACUCUCUGAUCAUCGCGAGCAUUGGAUAUGGCGAAAAAAUCUUCCCAAUCUACCUACCAUGCGAUUUCGAUACAACCAACCCUCGAGGAUGUUUCAAGAACGAUGCCCUUUCACCAACAGUGUUGCGUGCAAAGAUCCAAGAUGUCGACUUCAAUCUAGGAUGGGAUAUAUUGCCGAACCAGCUAAUUUCAAGGCUUACGCGUUCGGCCUGUUUUACACCUCGCGUCUUGUCUCGAAAGAAGCUCGUGCUGUUUUUUACGGCCAGACCCACUUCGUCUUCGAUAGUCGGUUCGACCUACACAUAUUCCUCACGAGUUUACAAAAGACUGCUGAGUUUAUCAAAAGCGUUACGUUCAAUUGGCUGAAGAGCAAUGGACCACACAGUGAAGAAACCAAACGAGAUUUCAAACGCUGGAGUCUGCGGUUCGAGCUUUCCUACGGACCUGAACUGUCAACUUCAAUCCGUGAACUCGCAGAAGCCUGUCCAAGAUUAGAGUUUCUGGAGAUGAUCGAU